CACUAAACGUACUUCCACCUCCAUUCAUCAACGUCUCUCAAUUCACUCCCAAACACAUUUAUAAUACAUUUCUCUACCGCCUGACGCACUUCUAACAACAACACCAUCCUUUAUAAAGACAUUUCCAAUAUCAGAUCACAUUGGCAUAACUGAAGAUACAUUCUCAUUAUUUAUCAGCUUUUAAAGACCAAAAUAUUGUACAGAGCAGAUGUAUAAGAUUGUUUCUGAAAAUGUGUCGUAGAAUUCCACUUGAAAUGUGUUCUUAGCAAACUUUCUGGACUUCACUGGCUGGAGUGUCUACAAGAUGAGUCUGUGAGGAAAAUAAAAUUGGAUAAGUUUACUAGAGAGUAUUCAGACGAAAGUAACACUGGACAGAAAUACAGCAGUUGAAAUAUUUGUAAACAAAACAGUGUAGAAGCAAAGAGAAGGAAAAAAUAUAUCUAUUGUAAUUUUGAAAGAAAAAAUAUGGAGAAGAGUGAGAAAGCAAAGGAUUUGACUUUUCUAGAAGACAAAGUGAAGAAGAGACGUAUAUUGUCACACGAACUUGAUGUCUGUAAAAAGGCCUUCUCUGAAAAGGGUAACUUGAAUAAGCACAAACGUAUUCAUACAGGAGAGAAGGCAUUUCACUGUGACAUCUGUGGUAGAUCAUUCUCUGCAAAUGGCAGAUUGACUAUACACAAAUGUAUUCAUACAGGAGAGAAGCCAUUUCACUGUGUCAUCUGUGGUAAAUCAUUCUCUGACCGAAGUGUUUUCAUUUCUCACAAGCGUAUUCAUACAGGAGAGAAGCCAUAUCAGUGUAACAUCUGUAGUAAAUCAUUCUCUCAUAGUAGUUCUCUCACUUCUCACAAACGUACACAUACAGGAGAGAAACCAUAUUCUUGUAAUAUAUGUGGUAAAUCAUUCCCUCGCAACACCGGCUUUAACUUAUCAUAAACGUAUUCAUACAGGAGAGAAACCAAUUCUUGUAAUAUAUGUGGUAAAUUAUUCCCUCGCAACAC
Molecule: messenger RNA, 998 nt
Organism: Octopus sinensis (East Asian common octopus)
Lineage: Eukaryota; Metazoa; Mollusca; Cephalopoda; Octopoda; Octopodidae
Product: zinc finger protein 3-like
Exons: 3
Coding region: 466-933 (155 amino acids)
Biological process (GO): regulation of transcription by RNA polymerase II
Molecular function (GO): RNA polymerase II cis-regulatory region sequence-specific DNA binding; DNA-binding transcription factor activity, RNA polymerase II-specific
Source: RefSeq, a predicted model, not a curated record